Messenger RNA from Nannizzia gypsea CBS 118893, 1770 nucleotides. Its product is annotated as 4-hydroxyacetophenone monooxygenase. The record is from RefSeq and is a predicted model, not a curated record. The coding region runs from base 1 to 1770 and encodes 589 amino acids. The transcript has 4 exons. Lineage: Eukaryota; Fungi; Ascomycota; Eurotiomycetes; Onygenales; Arthrodermataceae.
AUGUCUCUCGAUACAGAUGUUCUGAUCAUCGGUGCUGGAAUGUCCGGUAUCGGAUUUGCCAUUCAGCUGCAGAAGGACUUUCCCCAGGCUAGUUACGAGAUAAUUGAGAAAUCGAAUGGCUUGGGAGGAACAUGGUGGGCCAAUACCUAUCCCGGCUGCGGAUGUGAUGUCCCAUCUCAUGUGUACUCAUACUCAUUUGACCUCAAUCCAGACUGGAGUAUGAAGUAUGCUCUACAGCCGGAGAUCCUAACUUAUUUUAAGUCGGUUGUCGAAAAGCACCGCCUUGCACCGUAUAUCAGAUACAACUCGGUGGUUCAAAGUGCUGCGUUUGAAGAGAAAACGGGGACAUGGCAGGUUAAAGUAAAAGACCUCAGUACACAAAUCACCAGGCAUCGGCGGUGUAAGAUAUUGAUAUCUGCAGUUGGUGCUUUGUCUAUUCCAAAGGAGUGUGAUAUCAAAGGGUCUGAUAACUUCCGCGGGAAGCUGUUUCACUCUGCACAAUGGGACCAUCAAUUCAACUGGGCGGAUAAGGAUGUCGUCGUCAUCGGCAAUGGCUGUAGCGCUACACAGUUCGUGCCAAUCAUGACUGGUGGUGACAAUAAGGUCCGGAAACUCACUCAGUUUAUUCGUCAGCCACACUGGGUGAUUGAACGCCCAAAUAACCAGUAUAGUUCUCUCUUCAAAUGGACAAUGCGCUAUAUCCCAUUAGCAAUGUGGGUAUAUCGAGUAUGGCACUUUAGCUGGCUUGAGUAUUCAUUUCGUGAAUUCUACCUCGAAUACGGUCGCCCCCUUCGUGAAGACCAAACCAUCACUCACCUCCAAUAUUUAAAGCGAACAGCUCCACCAAAAUACCAUGAUGUCCUAACGCCAAAGAUCGAAUUUGGCUGUAAACGCAAGGUUAUGGAUACUGGGUAUUUUGACUGUUUGCACCGGGAAAAUAUGGAGUUGAUUGCCACAGACCCCAUUGAAGAAAUAACAGAAGUAGGUGUAGUAACAAAGUCCGGGAAGUCUAUCAAUGCAGAUGCCAUCGUUCUUGCAACGGGGUUUCAGACGCAACAAGUCCUUUACCCUUUGGAAAUCAGGGGUAAGAAAGGUAUCUCGCUGACAGAACAUUGGGAAGAUUUUUCAGACAGCACUCCACAGGCCUAUUAUGGCACCUGUGUAUCAGGGUUCCCCAACUUCUUUAUCAUGAUGGGUCCAAACACUGCAACAGGUCACCUGUCGGUGAUAUACACUUCUGAAUGCCAAAUAAACUUCGCGAUCCGUGCGAUUCGGCCCGUUAUGCAAUCCCUUUACCCGUCCCCACUCCAAGCCCUUAAUCCAUUUGGAGGCAAGUCAUACGAUACCGUUGCAGUCACUCCGAGAGCAGAACAGGAGGAUAAUUCGUGGGUUCAAUCUGCUCUUAAAGGGUUCGUGUGGGCAUCCGGUUGCAGUAAUUGGUAUGUUAAUGAAGAGACUGGGAAAAACACAAUGCUCUAUCCAGAUUGGCAGUUGAAGUACUGGUUGCGCAGUAUAUUUAUACCAUUCAAGUCCGAUUUCGAGUUCAGCUCCAGCGAGGUACAGGUAAUAGGUAAAAAUAACGGACAAAAGGGCAAGCCAUUCCAAACAUCUAUGCUGGUUGGGUCGGGCUUGGGUCUAGCGCUCGUUGCUACAUUCGCAGCCGGGAUACAGUAUGACACGAAAGUCAGGGAUCUAGGAUUCAAGGGAAGUCACCAUCUAGCUGCUUUUCUGAAAGACCUGAUAACGCAGCUUAUCUCGUCCAAGGAAUAA